Pecten maximus is the source of this 1512-nucleotide messenger RNA. Its product is annotated as actin-3-like. The transcript has 2 exons. The record is from RefSeq and is a predicted model, not a curated record. Bases 83 to 1213 code for a protein of 376 amino acids. Gene Ontology annotation, biological process: mitotic cytokinesis. Lineage: Eukaryota; Metazoa; Mollusca; Bivalvia; Pectinida; Pectinidae.
CACAAUCGUCCACUUGUGUCACAGAUUGCGGAGAGGCAACAUUACAUUACAAGAAUCAUAACACCCACAGACGCAAAUCAAAAUGGCAGAUGAUGAUGUUACCGCUUUAGUUGUGGACAAUGGGUCCGGAAUGUGUAAAGCUGGAUUUGCCGGUGAUGACGCCCCACGUGCUGUUUUCCCCUCCAUUGUUGGAAGGCCCAGACAUCAGGGUGUGAUGGUUGGUAUGGGACAAAAGGACAGCUAUGUCGGUGACGAGGCCCAGAGCAAGAGAGGAAUCCUCACCCUCAAGUACCCCAUCGAACACGGUAUCGUCACAAACUGGGACGACAUGGAGAAGAUCUGGCAUCAUACCUUCUACAACGAGCUCCGUGUGGCUCCAGAGGAGCACCCCGUCCUCCUGACAGAGGCUCCCCUCAACCCCAAGGCCAACAGGGAAAAGAUGACACAGAUCAUGUUCGAGACCUUCAACUCUCCCGCCAUGUACGUGGCCAUCCAGGCUGUGUUAUCCCUGUACGCCUCAGGUCGUACUACUGGUAUUGUGUUGGACUCUGGUGAUGGUGUGUCCCACACAGUCCCAAUCUACGAAGGUUACGCCCUUCCUCAUGCCAUUAUGAGAUUGGAUCUUGCCGGACGUGAUCUUACAGACUAUCUCAUGAAAAUCCUCACAGAGCGUGGUUACUCAUUCACAACCACAGCCGAGAGAGAAAUCGUCAGAGAUAUUAAAGAAAAGCUGGCAUAUGUUGCCCUUGACUUUGAAUCGGAAAUGGCCACCGCUGCUUCCUCCUCAUCACUGGAGAAAAGCUACGAGCUACCCGACGGUCAGGUCAUCACCAUUGGUAACGAGAGGUUCAGGUGCCCUGAGGCCCUAAUGCAGCCUUCAUUCUUGGGAAUGGAAUGCUCAGGAAUUCAUGAGACCACCUACAACAGCAUCAUGAAGUGUGAUGUUGACAUUCGUAAAGACUUGUACGCCAACAUUGUUAUGUCCGGUGGUACCACUAUGUACCCCGGUAUCGCUGACCGUAUGCAGAAGGAAAUCACCGCCUUGGCUCCAAGCAGCAUGAAAAUCAAGGUUAUUGCUCCACCAGAGAGGAAAUACUCCGUCUGGAUCGGUGGCUCCAUCUUGGCUUCUCUGUCUACCUUCCAACAGAUGUGGAUCAGUAAACAGGAGUAUGAUGAGUCUGGUCCAUCCAUCGUCCACAGGAAAUGUUUCUAAAUCAAACUUGUGACGUUUCUAUUACUGAUUUUACAAUGUGUGCAAUGCCUAGCGUCUUUUGACAUCAAACGGAUGCAAAACAACCGAGAUCAACUGACAGUCAUGAUUUACGGGUCACGUGUGUCGCGUGGUUGAGAGUACAUGUACUCUGUGACUUUGUCGAAAUAUCUGUAUCAAAUUACUUGUCCAUUAUUUAUUAUAGAUGCAGAAAGUUACAGUAUUGUUUGGAGAUUUAAUUGUUCUUGUUACUUCUUUGUUGAACAAAAUCAAUGUUUUAUGCUUAAUAAAUUCUUACAAAA